UUUACGGCAGCUUGGUUUGUUUCCACAAACAGCAGAGAUGUCAGCUGGUUGAGAGGUUGAUAAGUACACACUGAAAAUAAAAUAAGAUAAAUAAACACCGGCAAAACGAACUCCAGCACGCAAACAUGAAUAAGCGACGCAGAUGUAGCUCCGAUGUGACAAAGUAAAUCUGGACGAGGCAGCGCGAGCUGGUUUUUCAAGUUUAGCUUGAUGAGCUAAUACUACUAUGCCUGUCACAGCUGUUAGCCACUCCCAGUUUGUACUGCUAUCGGGAAGUUGCUGAUGACACUUAUAGUGAUCACCCGACACUGAGGACUACAGCAGCAGUUCAUGUGCAGUCCAUCAAAGGACAUCUUGAGCAGAAGACAGAAUAUGUGGCUUCAGCAGAGAUUAAAGGGCUUUCCUGGAUUACUUUCCAGCAGCUGGGCCCGGCGUGUAUUGGUUGGACUGCUUCUCUUCCUCAUUUUCUACUGGUAUUCGAGCUCAGAUGGGCUCCUGAAGUUUCUAAGCAUCUCCAGGGAUUCUGGCGGUGCUGCGGGUGUGUGUUUGCAGACUGAUAUUCACAGGUGGUUGUCUCUGGUUGACAGAGGGGAGGGAGUAGUUUCUACCCCACAGACAAAACAAUCAGUACCAUUUGUGGUCGGUAAUGGACAUUUUCUGGUUGACGUGGACUCUAAUAAAAUCUGGGUAGCUUCAUCUUCACAGCCUGGAUCUGCACCGGUUCACCAAACAGAUUAUUCCCCAAUAGCACAGUUGCAGAUUCCAGGAAUGCGCUUGGAGGCGCGGGCUAUGAUGCUGUGGUACAGAAAAGGCUCUGUGCUGUCAUCCCGCUGUGUCCUGACAGGUAAUUUUCAGUCACCUCACGAUUGUAUCAUUGUACGAGAGGAAUUCAUCGCUCUCCGCAGUCGACCCAAUGUCUAUCUUCAGAGGAUUCACAUUUCAAACCCUACAGACCGAGUCGUUUCAGUUGACUUGUCUAUAGAGUCUCCUUUAGAGUUUAGGAGCACCGUGGAAAAGAUGGAAGACAAAGAAUUUAUGCUUGCCUCAGGUAAGGUGCUCACGGAGAAGAAGGACAUUGUGUUUUUGGUGGUGGCCACUAAGAAUCUAAGCACCAAGAUCCAGGUUCCUGCCAAGUCGGACUACUCCGAAAAUGUGGUGAGUGUGAUUUACACAUCAGAACCUACUGAAGGAGCGAAACUGGACGAGACCCUCGGCAAGCUUAGAGAUGGAGUCAAGAGGGAGAUGGUGGAUGUCCUCCGAGCAAAUGUGGAGGAGUUAGUGCAAGAGCACCAGCAAGCAUGGGUGGAUCUCUUCAUAUCUGGUGUGGAGAUCAGAAAGAUUACAGAUGCCCAUACUCCAUCCAGUCGCACAGUCAACAACACCCUUUACUACAUUCUCUCCACCUCCACAGCACCCCUGUUAGAUCAAAGUCUGACUGCAGAGGAGCAUGAACGGCUGGAGUCCAGCCUGAAUUACGCCGACCACUGCUUCAGCGGCCACGCCACCAUGCACGCUGAGAACCUGUGGCCAGAGCGGCUGACCAAUGUAGCUCAGAUCCUGCAGCUUGUCAACCUCUGGAACUUGACAUUCCAGAAAAGGGGCUGCAAGGUCCUUGUGGCGGCAGGAGCUCAUGGUAUGAUGCAAGGCAUGGUCCUUAGUUUUGGCGGUCUGCAGUUCACUGAAAACCACCUCCAGUUCCAGGCUGACCCAGAUGUUCUUCACAACAGUUACUCUUUGAGGGGCAUUCAUUACAAUAAAGACCUCAUUAACUUGGCCGUAUUGCAGGACGUUGAAGGCAAACCCUUCCUGCAUGUGUCUGUCAAGCCUCAAGAGAAACCGGUGAAGCUGUAUGCCUGCGAAGCCGGCUGCAUGAAUGAGCCCGUGGAGCUGACCUCAGAGCUGCGAGGUCACACAUUUCCAGUGAUGGUGACCCAGCCCAUCACUCCCCUGCUGUACAUCUCCACUGAUCUUACUCACCUCCAGGACCUGAGGCACACCAUACAUGUCAAGGCCAUCUUAGCUCACGAAGACCACAUGGCCAAACAGUAUCCAGGGCUGCCCUUUCUCUUUUGGUUCAGUGUGGCGUCCCUCAUCACGCUCUUCCACCUCUUUCUCUUCAAACUCAUCUACAAUGAGUAUUGCGGGCCUGGAGCCAAGCCACUCUUCAGGAGUAAGGAUGAUGCCGCUGCAUGAAGCCUAAUCCAGUGUGUGGAGAAUCAUUAAAUAUAGCUCUAUCUCUGGAUGUCCUCUCAGGAUUGAUUUUAACUGGGUUGCUGGGGAAAUAGUAAUUUGUGUGUAAUUAAUUAAUUAUCACUUGCUUUUUUGUUUUGUUUUGCUAAAAUACAAAGGAUCUUUUAUAGGUGCUUAGCCCCUGUGCAGGUACCAAUUUAUUCAGUUUUAAAAUAUUGAUAAAAUGUAAAUCAUGAAGGAUCUAAACCAGCCUUAUUCUUAGUUUAUAAACAAUAAUUUACAGAAUGUCAAUGCAACUACAAAGGAAAAAAUCCCUGUGCAGCUCAUAUCCUAAUCAUCUUUAAACAUGUCCGUUGAUUUUAGAUUUGAAGUUUAAAAAUUCUUAGUACUAUAGUACAAUAGUGAAAUGAAUGUACUGAAUGUACAUUGCAAUGAAUAUUGUUUGCAAUGUAUGAUGAAACUGGAAUGCACCUUUGAAUCCUUUGAAAUGUUACCUUUCAACAUCUCUGAUUUAAUACAAAUAUUUUUAUUUCCAGCCCGUCAACCUUUACUGUAAAUUGACAACCUAUAAUCACAUGGUAUAUGGAGUCUUGUGAAGACAGCAUUCCCUUCUGUUUUAAAUACAGCAUUACUGCAACUGUAAUUAUACACUUUGAUUUACACUUUGACAAAUUUACAACUAGCCAAAGAUAUUCUUUUGUCUCUGUUUAUUGAUGUGUUCAUUUAAUCCAAGUAAGCUGUAAGGAUUUUUUUUUUUUUUUUUUUUUUUUUUUAAGUGUGUGAUUAGAUUUAAAAGAAAGGAUAAAGAAAACAUGGUGGUAAGCCCCUUUCCACCUACAGUCCUGGUGUUUUUCCCUUAGUAACGUUCUAGAUGAGAACUCUUACGAGGAAUGGCACACCCGAGGAGACUUUAACCCCUCUUGCAUUCACACUCACAAUAGUAACCCCUAUAGUGACGUCAUCUGGUGUUGACCGUUUUUCUUCUGACAUUGUUUGCCCGCACGAUUCCAGCUAACAACAAAAUUAACAACACCAACGGAAGACGCCAGGAUUGGAGCUUAUAGCCUAGUAUAUGAUCAAUUAAUUAUAAUUAUUAAGCUUACAGUAUAUAGCAUAGUUAUAGUAAAAAGGACUUAAAUAUUGAUGUUUCUCACAGACACUUAUAUCACUUCUGAAGACAUGGACAUGGAGUCGUGUGGUUUGCUGUUGUGCUGCCUUUUUGUGCUUUUUGGACCUUCAAAGUUCUGACCACCAUUCACUUGAGUUUUAUGGACCUACAGAGCUGAGAUAUUCUUCUAAAAUCUUUGUUUGUGUUCAGCAGAAGAAAGUUACACAUCUGGGAUGGCAUGAGAGUAAAUACUGAGAGAAUUUCGUUUUUGGGGUGAACUAUACCGCAAUAACUGCACAGAGAACUAAAUGCCAUCCCAAAUUAAGAAUUGUAUCGAUGCUCAAUAGGGUUGCCGGAUACUGUAUCAAAUUUCACGAUAUAUCGUAAAUGAACUUUGCUGUAUGUUUUUAAUGCAUCUAUCCAUACAGUUUAUAAAGAUGCAGAGAGCAGAAAACACUAGGCAGACUUCGACUAACUGUGUUCUUAGAUGUGUGUGAAAGAGUUGAGCAAGCAGUUCGUCAAAAUGAGUCGGUCUACGUCAGCGCAAGAACGUUUGCACAUUAUAUAUAUAUAUAUAUAUAUAUAUAUAUAUAUAUAUAUAUAUAUAUAUAUAUAUAUAUAUAUAUAUAUAUUUGCAUACAACUUAUAAUAUACAUUUAGCCAAUACAUGUUUUAUUUAGCAAUUUGGAGAACUUCUCGUUAGAUAUAAAAAGCAUGUUUUUUUUUUUUUUUUUUUUCAAUAAAAUAUAGUCUACAAUAAAAUCGGUUUUCGUGAUCUAAAUAGUAAUUAGUUGUAGGUCUAAACCUAAAGCCUACAUGGUUCAGAAGGCAUUUUAUUUAUUUAUUUUGUAUUAAAAUGUAACUGCAUAUAAAUAAACAAUAUGUGAUAAUGUGAGAGUAAGGGGAGUUGGAAAGCAAUGCUUCAUUUCCCCCAUAAUUUGUUUAUCUGAUGUCAGUUUGCACAUGUAAUUGUCUGUAAGCUACAGUUUGUUUAAUGCUGGAUAAUACAUUUUAUAGAAUGUCAUUUCAUGUCCCUUGGAUAUAAUUAUUUUCUCGAUGUAGAUCUACUUGAAAUUGAAUUUAGUUUUGACAUUAAUUUGAAGUUUAUCGUAUAUCACAUUUUUCCACCAUGCAGUUGUAAACCGGUUUAUUCUUAAAAAAUAAAUAAAUAAAUAAAUAAAACAGGCAAAUAUUUAAUGUGGUAUGGCAGAGAAAUUAGACAUGUUAUAUGAGGAAAUAAUGUUAUUUUGCCUAUCCAUCUUUUUCCUAACUUCUCUUUGAUGCUCCGCACUGCUUUGUUGUUGUUAU
This is a messenger RNA of Myxocyprinus asiaticus (Chinese sucker), 4606 nucleotides long. RefSeq lists its product as uncharacterized. The transcript has 4 exons. The coding region runs from base 331 to 2193 and encodes 620 amino acids. The record is from RefSeq and is a predicted model, not a curated record. Lineage: Eukaryota; Metazoa; Chordata; Actinopteri; Cypriniformes; Catostomidae.